UGACAGAUUGACAACGUUUUGUUGUUUUUUGUUUAUAUUUUUAGAUUUUCCAGCUGAAAUCAAGGAAAAAACUGAAAAAUCUUCGAUGGCGUCGUCUCUGGAAAACCUGGAGGCCCAACUGGAAAUGUUUAUCGAGAAUGUUCGACAAAUUCACAUAAUCGUCAGCGAUUUUCAGCCCCAAAGUCAAAAUGUCCUCAAUCAGAAACUCCAAGCUAUGGUGCAUGGACUGCAAGAAGUGGACAAAUUGAAGGCGCAGGUGCAAGACGUCCACGUCCCUCUGGAAGUUUUCGAUUACAUCGACCAGGGCCGGAAUCCGCAACUCUACACGAAAGACUGUAUCGAAAAGGCGCUGGCCAAGAACGAACAAGUGAAAGGCAAGAUCGAUGCGUAUCGAAAAUUCAAGGCCAACAUGCUGCUCGAACUCAGCCGAUCUUUCCCGACCGAACUGAGCAAAUACCGAGCACUGAGGAGCGACGAGUAAUUUUAGAAUUAAUGAACAUGUAAUUUUUUUUUGGAAAAUAAAUUUUCAUAGAUGGCGCUAGUA
Ceutorhynchus assimilis (cabbage seed weevil) is the source of this 544-nucleotide messenger RNA. The record is from the annotation of a GenBank genome assembly. NCBI's taxonomy places the organism in Eukaryota, Metazoa, Arthropoda, Insecta, Coleoptera, Curculionidae.